Messenger RNA from Neofelis nebulosa (Clouded leopard), 2044 nucleotides. RefSeq names its product carboxypeptidase A4 (gene CPA4). Gene Ontology annotation, biological process: proteolysis. Gene Ontology annotation, molecular function: zinc ion binding; metallocarboxypeptidase activity. The record is from RefSeq and is a predicted model, not a curated record. The coding region runs from base 141 to 1292 and encodes 383 amino acids. NCBI's taxonomy places the organism in Eukaryota, Metazoa, Chordata, Mammalia, Carnivora, Felidae. The transcript is spliced from 11 exons.
GGUAGGUGCCCGUCUGACCUACCAUCACAGUUGCAAGGGUGAUUGGGAAUCGCAUUAGCAUUUUUGAGGACAUGAGUCUGCUUCAGACUCUUUAUAAAUACAGCUUGACUCAGUCACUCUAUGACUGACACCCUUGGGACAUGAAGUGGAUACUGUUCCUUGGGGCCCUUAUUGGGCUCAGCUUCUGUGGCCGAGAAAAAUUUUUUGGGGACCAAGUUUUUAGGAUUAACGUCAGAAAUGGAGACGAGAUCAGCAAACUAAGUCAGCUAGUGAACUCAGACAACUUUAAGCUCGAUGUUUGGAAAGCUCCUUCCACCUUCAGUCGUCUUGUGGAUGUCCUGGUCCCAUCUGUCAGCCUGCAGCCAGUCAAAUCCUUCCUGAAGUCCCAGGGCUUAGAGUACUCAGUGACCAUCGGAGACCUGCAGGCCCUUUUAGAUCAUGAAGAUGAAGAAAUGCAACACAAUGAAGGGCAAGAGCGAAGCGGUAAUAACUUCAACUAUGGGGCCUACCAUUCCCUGGAAGCGAUUUAUCAUGAGAUGGAUAGCAUUGCUGGAGAUUUUCCUGAUCUGGCGAGCAGAGUGAAGAUUGGGCAUUCAUUUGAAAACCGGUCCAUGUAUGUACUGAAGUUCGGCACUGCAGAAGGCGGGCGGCGGCCGGCCGUUUGGCUGAACGCAGGCAUCCAUUCCCGGGAGUGGAUCUCGGUGGCCACAGCGAUCUGGACUGCGAGGAAGAUUGCAUCUGAUUACGGGCAGGACCCAACCAUCACCUCCAUCUUGGAGAAAAUGGAUAUUUUCUUGUUACCUGUGGCCAAUCCUGAUGGAUAUGUGUACACACAAAGUCAAAACCGAUUAUGGAGGAAGACACGGUCCAUAAAUCCUGGAAGCCGUUGCGUUGGUACUGAUCCAAACAGAAAUUGGAAUGCUAGUUUUGCAGGAGAGGGAGCCAGUGACAACCCUUGCUCUGAAAUAUACCACGGACCCCAUGCCAGUUCGGAAGUGGAGGUGAAAUCGGUGGUAGAUUUCAUCCAAGAACAUGGGAAUUUCAAAUGCUUCAUCGACUUGCACAGCUACUCACAGCUGCUGAUGUAUCCGUAUGGAUACACAGUGAAGAAGGCCCCAGAUGCUGAUGAGCUGGACAAGGUGGCAAGGCGUGCGGCCAAAGCUCUGGCUUCCCUGUCGGGCACGACGUACCAAGUGGGUCCUACGUGCACCACUGUCUCCUUUUCCCAGGGUAGAGAAGGACGUGGUAACCGCACAAGGAUUUCGGAGACAAUAGGAGGGUCUGUUCCGUAACCUCAGGGGGCGUGUCAUCGCAGUAGAAGCAGCAUCUCUAGAAAAAUCACAAAUGCUAUCAUGGGAAACAACCCUCAGGAAUUGUGGGAAAACAAAAGGAACCCAUGUCUUCAUUUAACAGACGUGUACUCUACUCAAUGGACUGGGAGGAGGUUGAAGAAAGCACGGGCUUUUAUCAGCAGAGGGACCCGGGUUUCAAUUCCAAUCCUGCCAUUUUCCGUCUGUAUUUCCUUAGGUAAAUUACCCACUCUGAGCCUGGAUUUCCUCAUCUGAAAAAUAAGGACGGUGUUACCCACCUCACUGGGGUUUUUAUUUUUUAUUUAAAAAAAAUUUUUUUUUAACGUUUAUUCAUUUUUGAGACAGAGAGAGAGAGAGACAGAGCAUGAAUGGGGGAGGGUCAGAGAGAGAGGGAGACACAGAAUCUGAAACAGGCUCCAGGCUCUGAGCUGUCAGCACAGAGCCAGACGCGGGGCUCGAACUCACGGACCGCGAGGUCAUGACCUGAGUCCGCCCAAGUCGGACGCCCAACCGACUGAGCCACCCAGGCGCCCCUCACUGGGGUUUUUAAAGAUUAAUGAGGUCAUACACGUAAACUUUCCAAUAUAAUGACGGGCUCGUGGUGGAUGUUCAAGAAAUGAUAGUUGCUGUGGACGUCAUUAUUUGGCGAUUCAGUGUCACCCACACUUUGCACUUUUAGCCAGUUUCUGCUCUAGUAGAGUUUGGCUGGGAAGUAGCAGGAAGGUAGGCCUCUU